AUGGGUUUUCUUGGUAUAAGUUUCCAAAGCCGACAGACACUAAACUCCAACAUCAUAAUAAUGAAUCCCUUCUUUCUACUGUCAUUACUCCUUUACCUUCCUUGUUGCAACUCACUUCACACCAUAACACAAAACCAACCUCUCAAAGACGGCGACGUUCUUGUCUCCCAAGGCAGAGCAACCUUUGCACUCGGUUUCUUCAGCCCUCAAAAUUCUCAAACCCGCUAUCUUGGGAUAUGGUUCAACAACAUCUCACAACAAACCGUUGUUUGGGUUGCCAACAGAGACACCCCUCUUAACACCACUUCAGGUCUUCUCUCCAUCAACAACCAUGGAAACCUCGUACUCCACGACCGUGACCCUCUUUGGUCCUCAAACGUUUCUCUCCCAUCUAUAUCUACCAACGCUUCAGCUAAGCUCUUAGACACGGGAAAUUUGGUUUUGACCAUCAACAACAACAACAGCGACCAAGUCUUGUGGCAGAGUUUUGAUUACCCUGGCAACACUUACCUUCCCUACAUGAAGCUUGGGUUCGACCGUAAAACUGGCUUGAACCGGUUUCUAACGUCAUGGAAAUCUCGGAACGACCCGGGAACCGGUAACGCGACAUACAGGAUGGACCGGACCGGGUUGCUGCCGCAACUAUUUCUAUACACGAACAAUGCUCCCUUGAUGCGGGUUGGGCCGUGGACGGGUCUAAGAUUGAGCGGGGCAGCGGAGAUGACUCAAGACUUCAUCUUCAGCUUCUUCUUCAUCGACGAUUCAAACGAGGUUUCAUCAAUCUACAGAGUGAACGACCCAAACCUGCUUUCGAUCUCUGUGCUGGAGGAAACCGGGUACCUAAGGAGAUUAGUAUGGCAAGCUCACGAGGGGAAGUGGUUCGAGCUCUGGAACGGUCCACGGGAAGAGUGUGACCACUACAGAAGGUGCGGGUCGAAUUCCAUUUGUAACCCUUAUCAUGAAGAGACGUUCUUGUGCGAGUGCUUGCCAGGAUUCGAACCCAAGUCGGAGAGAGAGUGGUAUCUGAAAGACGGGUCAAGUGGGUGCGUGAGGAAGGCCAACGUGUCCACGUGUCGAAGCGGGGAGGGGUUUGUGGAGUUGGCGCUUGUGAAGGCGCCGGAUACAUCCAAGGCCAGCGUGGAUUUGGGGCUGAGUAUGGAGGAGUGUAGGGAUACGUGCCUUAGGGAUUGUUCUUGUGCUGCCUAUACUAGUGCUAAUCAGAGCUCAAAUACCGGUUGUAUUACCUGGCAUGGAGAUAUGGAAGAUACUAGAAAGUUCUCCCAAGUCGGACAAACUUUGUUUCUACGUGUCGAUGCACUAGAAUUGGCUAAAUAUUCCAAGCACUACAAUGACCAUGCUUCUCUUGGCAAGAAAAAGAUGGCGCUUAUUUUAGCGCUUUCUAUUUCCUUCUUCAUGUUUUUGGUCGUCACAAUCCUCGUGUACUUUUUCAAGGUUAGGAAGCAAGUUGGUAGAAGAAGGAAUCACAAGCAUUCUUCCUUUCGUAUUCACGUUGAGGAGAAUCUACAAAAUUUUGACAACACAAAAGAUUCAGAUUUGCCACUACUAUUUGAUUUAAUCUCUAUCACUUCUGCAACUCACAAUUUUUCUCCUACUAACAAGCUUGGUCAAGGUGGAUUUGGUUCUGUAUAUAAGGGUUGCUUAAUUGAUGGAAGAGAAAUAGCAGUAAAACGAUUAUCCAAAAAUUCAGGUCAAGGAACCGAAGAAUUUAAAAAUGAAGUUACCUUAUUAGUGAAACUUCAACACAGAAAUCUUGUGAGACUAUUGGGUUGUUGCUUUGAGAAAGAAGAAAGAAUGUUGAUUUAUGAAUAUCUUCCGAACAAAAUUACUAAAAAGAAAUUGAAAUUCAAUGGUUCAUUUUCAGAUGAAACUCAAAGAUCAUUACUAAAUUGGGAUCAACGUUUUGAAAUUAUUUUUGGGAUUGCUCGAGGAAUAUUAUAUCUUCAUCAAGAUUCGAGACUAAAAAUAAUUCAUAGAGAUCUAAAGGCUAGCAAUGUUUUACUGGAUGCUGCAAUGAAUCCCAAAAUUUCAGAUUUUGGAAUGGCUAAAAUAUUUGGUGAAGAUCAAAUUCAAGCAAGAACAAGAAGAGUUGUUGGAACAUAUGGAUACAUGUCACCAGAAUAUGCAAUGGAAGGACAAUAUUCGACAAAAUCAGAUGUUUUUAGUUUUGGAGUUUUACUUUUAGAAAUUGUUGCCGGCAAGAGGAACACAGACCAUGAUCAAGGACGAUCCUCCCCAAAUUUAAUUGGAUACGUGUGGAUACUUUGGACAGAAGGAAAGGCCUUGGAUCUAGUAGAUUCAUCACUUGGGCAGUCUUAUCCUUCUGCUACAGUUUUGAGGUGCAUUCAAGUUGGACUAUUGUGCGUGCAAGAAAAUGUGAACAAUAGACCUUCCAUGUUAGAAGUUAUUGUCAUGCUAGGAAAUGAAGCACCCAUUCGCCAACCCCAAAAACCAGCAUUUUUAUUCAGCAACAACCGAGAGCUAGUGCAAGAGCCAUCAUCAAUAGUGGAAGAUGGAUCUUCAUCAGUAAACGAAAUAACAACAAGUACAAUCUUUGGCCGUUAAACAUGACUAUCCUUGGCUCCUUCAAAUGCAACGCAAGUUUAAUUUGAUGGUUAUUCUAUGGUUGUUUAAGCUGAUAAUUGAGAAACUCAGACUGUGUCAUAGUAGCUAGAAACUUUGUAACUACCACUAAUCCGAAUGAACUUUUCAUGUGACGAAAAGAACUAGAUUGAAGGUUCCCUUACGCGGCCAUUUAGUGAUCUCUAGGUACUAUAAAUGUAUUAUUGAUUGUUAA
Messenger RNA from Arachis duranensis, 2815 nucleotides. Its product is annotated as G-type lectin S-receptor-like serine/threonine-protein kinase RKS1. Gene Ontology annotation, molecular function: protein serine/threonine kinase activity; ATP binding. Lineage: Eukaryota; Viridiplantae; Streptophyta; Magnoliopsida; Fabales; Fabaceae. The coding region runs from base 1 to 2583 and encodes 860 amino acids. The record is from RefSeq and is a predicted model, not a curated record. Gene Ontology annotation, biological process: protein phosphorylation; recognition of pollen. The transcript has 7 exons.